GCUAGAAAGAGGGAGGGGAGGAGGAGGGCGCCUCAUUGGUAGUUGCAGACGCCGUCGCUGCGGUAGCAGCAGCAGCAGCAACAACAACAACGCGUGUGCCAAGCGGAGAGGAGCAGGCGAGCGAGCAGCCAGCCAGCCAGCCAGCCAACCAACCGGCUGCGAUGCCUUGCCGGCAGCCGGGCGGAGAGCGCUUCCUGCUGCUGGAGCGCGCCGCCGCGUCCUUGCAGAGCGGCCCCGUCGGGGCGAGCAGCGGCUCCAAGGAAGUGGACGCGUUGGUGGCCAAGCUGGGCGAGGUGCUGCAGUUGAGCGCCCAGCACCGGGCGUCGUCUCCGGCCCCUCGGCUGCUCCCCAAACACCACGGCCGGGACCGAGCGGCUCCGUACUCGUCGCCGAGGGGGCUCGGCUUCCUAGCCUCGCUGCACCACCAGCGCCCGCCGCCGUCGCUGCUGCUGCUGCCGCCGUCGCCGCCGCCGUCCGCGGACCAGAAGGGCAGCCCUCGGGUGGCCAAGCAACUGUGCGGCCGGGGCUGGCUGCGGAGCGCGGCCCGGGCCGGGGGGAAGAAGAGGCAGCCGCAUCACCACCCACACCACCCUCUGCUGCCCGCGGGCGAAGACGACGACCCGCACCGGCUCUUGCAACAGCUCAUCCUCUCCGGGAACCUCAUCAAGGAAGCCGUCCGGCGAUUGCAACUGGCGGCCACCGCCACAGCCGCCUCGACGGCGGUGGAGACCUCCGCCACCGGCUCGCCCGGCUCUGCCUCGUCCACCGGCAGCUGCUGCCACAGCAGUAGUGGCGAAGGGGACUCGGCUGCAGCCACAGCCUUCUCCGUCUCCUCUUUGCAACCGCUGCCCUAGCCCCUCCGGGGUGCAGCCCCCCGCCCAGCCCUUUCCACCCCGCGAAGCUACAGGGCAGCGCGUGGAAGAGACCUGGCAUCUCCUACCUACCUCUCCCCUUUACACGCACAUUAGGAGGGAUGGCGGGGGCGCGAUGGCGGCGAGGCGCGACUGCAACUCGCCAGAGACGGAUUAUCGAGGCAACGCCGUAUACUUGAAGCGGACUAUAUGACAGUUAACGAUUAUUGUUCUUUGUCGCUGGUGGUUACUGAUGGAGCCACGGGCCGGGCUGCUACUCUCCUCCUCUCUCUGUGUAUCUCUCUCUUUAAGAGAAUUGUGGUGCUAUGCAGCCCUGGACGGCUGCCCCUUCGGUCUACCCGCGAAUACGCAGCCCAGAUGACCCCGAUCUGCCUUCUGCGCCAGGAUUUGCGCACGCCGUCUGGACACUAAACGCCCACCUCCGUAGUAGUCUGCUCUUAUGGGGGAAAGGGGGGGCCAUCCCGCGUGGCAUUGUCUAGCGUGAAAAUCAUUCCCACGCGCACAUCAAUGUGUGACUGGAGAGGGGAGGGCGGGGGGGAAUGUUUAAUAAUAAAGGCAUGUCAAACGUUACGAUUGCAAGAGGGCAGUGGAGACUCUACGCUACUGAGCGCAAAUAUAUUAAACCCUUUGAAGAACGGCCGUCCUCCCUCUCUUUCCAAGGUCACCCCCUUUUUUUUAGCGUCCCGCAUCCAAGCUAUGUUUUGUUCUUGUGUUCCCCAGGCAGUGGGAGAUCGUAACCCUAUCCUGGCUUGUUUUGACUGGGCUGAGGGCGAACCCUGUGUGUUUUGUAACGGCUGGGAGUCUCCUGAGGACGCGCACGUUGCCGGAUCCAAGUUGUUGUGCGUUUCCUCUCCCUCACCGCUCCCCCCCCCCCCCAUUGCUGUUUCUUUCCAAGAGCUCCACCUCCACCUCUCUCUCUCUCUCUCCCCCUCCAAACAGGAUUCUCAGAAAAGGGCUCAUAUUACAGCAGUCUUUCUAAGAAAUCUCCCCCCCCCCUCUCCUCCUCCUCCAGCCACACAUUUGCACACACGCCCUCCCCUGCUCUGGUUACUAUCCUUGCCAGCCCUAGCUAACUCUCUGGGGCUCUCCCCAGCUGAAGAGUAUUAUGUUUGCCUCUUUUACCCCCUCUCUGAUUCCUCCACUGCCAGCCAUUUCCUUUCCGACUCCAGCCCUCCUACACAGAAGAAAAUGUUGCCUCUGUUUCUGAUUUGUCUCACUGGAACCAUUUUCAAGAAGUCAAAAUGACGUGUAAGCCCCCCCCCCCAGUUCCCUCCCUUCUUAGAGCGUUCAAUUCUUUUUACAUUUUUAAAGGCUUUUUUUUAAGGUUUUGGGGUGUAAUGAAGCAGUUUAAAAAUGUGAAUAUUAAAGCUAGAAAGCAGCUGGCUUUAAUGAAAAUGAGAGGGCUGAGAAUGAAGAGGCACAUUUGUUCACAAAAGGUAGCUUUUAAAAUAAAUUAAGAAAUACACAGAAAACCUCAAUGGCUCAAUCAACAGAAGCGGCUGUUGACAAAAUAUAUAUUCUAUAUAUACGCUUCGUAACGGAGUGUUUGAGUUGUGUUCCUGGUUUUCAGGGUUUGUCUUUAAUAUGUCUGUAUUAAAUAAACGUGGUAGACUUUUAUAUGAGAAAGAAA
This is a messenger RNA of Elgaria multicarinata webbii, 2502 nucleotides long. Its product is annotated as GSK-3-binding protein-like. The transcript has a single exon. Bases 162 to 854 code for a protein of 230 amino acids. Lineage: Eukaryota; Metazoa; Chordata; Lepidosauria; Squamata; Anguidae. The record is from RefSeq and is a predicted model, not a curated record. Gene Ontology annotation, cellular component: cytoplasm.